UCUACUUUUCUAACAGAAAACACGUCAAAGAUGAAGAACUACUUCUCAUGUAUAGCUUUAUUUGAGUAAAUAUCACACCUUUUAUCGGUUAAAGAGCAGCUCAACGCUACUUCCGUGUUGAUUUGUAUGGGAUCGGGGCCAAAAUAUCAAAUUCAUUUAUAAAACCAACAUUUUUUUAACCAGAACUUGAUUUAUAAAUACUUUCUGAAAUGUGAUAUAUCUCAGUCAAUGUAAUGCAGGUUCUAAUAAUAGUACAAAGACAAGUUCUACAGCUGAAUAUCAAUAUUUUAACCCUCUGUUCAUUUGGAUGUUGCUGUUUAGUAGAUGUAUUAUUUAGCUUUAAUAUCAUUUAGGUGGGAAUAAUAACCAUCCACAAAAUGUAUCGUCUUGCAGCUUUAAUAACCGGUAUUUUGUCGGUAAACACACCAGCUGCUGAAUAUCUAAAAAGAAGAAUUUGUAGCUAAACAUAUGAAAGUAUGGAUGUAUAAAGAGAAGCUCAAUUGUACAUUCAGAGAGUACCCGUAUGUGGGCCCAUAGAGCAUGCGCAGUUCAGUUUGCCCUUAAGCCCCGCCUCCGAUCUCCUUCACUCUUGUCAGUCAAAUGAAUGGAGAGAGAAAAUACCUCUGGAUUCAGCUUUCAGCGCAUUUUAGAACUUUUAAAAAUACAAUGAUUUAAAUAAGGGCCAUAAAAGAGUUCGUCCUGGGUAGUUUAUUUAUCGACAAAAAAAGUAUGCGCUGAUUUACAGACGUUUCUUUCCCCCCAUGUAAGUCAAUGGGGAAAAAGCCAGUUUGGGCCAAAAUGACUUCACGGAAGUUGUAGUACCACAGUUUGGCCACUACGCCCAUUCAUAAAAUUGGCUUCAACAACCGGCGCACUUCCCGUAGCUUGCUGAUAGCUAGCUUAGGUUAGCUAUAUCACGCUGAAUGCUACCGUAUUUACAGUCACGAGACACGACACUAUACUUUAUAUCCUUAUUAACUCCGUGUUUGUAUCAGUAUCUACGUUAUUAAAUGUACGCUAUUCACAGGGGAUUUUAUCGUGCUAACAUCUACAGCUAGGAGGCUAGAAACAUGUUAGCUGGCUGCUAGCUUUGUUAUGCUAACGUGUUAUGCUAGGUUAGCUUAUCUUGUUUUGCUAUGAAGUAUUUCAGACACAGAUUUCAAUUGAAUGUACAUGAACAUUUCAGGUACUUGUACUUUACUUGAGCGUUUUCAUUUCAGGCUAUUUUAUACUUGUUUUGUACUACUACAUAGUUGGGAUGUGACUCGAUGGAAGAGACGAGAUAAUGCUAUAGAGUCGAGACGCUUUCAAGCCCCGGCCACACGGAGACGAAACGGGUUGUAUCCGCUACAGUUCUCUUUCGUAUAGACGGUUCGUCCACACGAGGCCGACACGGAAACGCGGAUAACGAUAACGGCUCCCAAGGUGGGUAGAUCUGCGGACGCAACGCUCUGGGGGGCCAAACGGCUAUGUGUGUACGUCCUAUACGCCAUAGCCCCGCCUCUCCCCACCUCUCCUGCUCAGCCCCGCGUCACCCGCGUCAUUGCUGAUGUGUUUCGGCAAAAACAAUGGCGGAUCACAGGGUUGCUUUCGUGCUCCAGACGCUACUGACCAUGAUACAGAUGUUAGUGCAACAUCUACAGCUCCUCUACCACCACCAUCAGCAACAAGUGGACAUGGAGAACAACAUGAACUACAUGAACUACAUGCUGCUAAAUCCACCUCGGGGAAUAAACAGAAGGGCAACCAGGAGAAGGUUUUGGAUAAGACCGGGCAGAACCAGCAGUUGGUGGGACAAUUUUGUCGAUGGCGUUGUCGUGGAUGAUGAAUGGAGGGAGAACUUUCGCAUGUCCAGAGCCUCUGUCGUCGCCCUGACUGAAGAACUGCGCCCAUAUAUCGAAAGGCAAACAACAAACAUGAGGGCACCAAUUGAUCCACUGAAAAGGGUUGCGUUAAUACUUUAUUACCUGAGCGAUGGGGGAAGGCUACGGAAGACUGCUAACGCCUUCGGCGUUUCGCGCCAGGCUGUGUCCAUCAUUAUUAGGCAGACAUGCAGAGCGAUCUCCAUCCACCUGGGUCCAAAAUACAUCAAGCUGCCUUUUACUGAGCCCGAGACCGCGGAUCUGGUUGAGGGCUUCGAUCGUGCUCAUCGCAUGCCACAAUGUUUAGGAGCAGUGGACGGAACCCACAUCGAAAUCAAGCAGCCAUCUACCAACCCCACUGACUACAUCAACAGGAAAGGCACACAUUCCCUUAAUGUACAGGCCGCCUGUGAUUACAAGUACCGAUUCAUGGAUGUCGUGGUAAAGUGGCCUGGGAGUGUGCAUGAUGCACAGGUCUUUGCUAAUUCAAAGCUAAACAUGUACUUAAAGACUGGAAAGAUCCCUGCUCUGAGAAAACAGAUUGUGGACGACGAGGAGGCCAUACCAAUUUAUCUUCUUGGUGAUCCUGCCUACCCGCUGCUGCCGUACCUGAUGAAGGAAUAUGCAACCGGUGGCGCCACAGCUAAGGAACAGUACUUUGGGCUAUCUUUGUGUAGGGCACGUAUGGUCAUUGAGUGUGCUUUUGGUCGCCUCAAGGCCAGAUUUGCGGCACUUAGAAGGCCUAUGGACACAAACUUGGAUGACCUGCCCCAUGUCAUUUACUCCUGCUUUGUCCUCCACAAUUUUUGUGAGGUCCAUAAGGAGGCUGUGGAUGAUCAGUCUGUGUUGGGAACAAUUCAAGGUGAAAAGGACUUACAGCCUCCCACACAGUGCAACCACCAUCUCACUGACUGUGAUGAGGGGGAGGGAAAGAGAGUGAGGAGAGUGCUUACGGCGUACAUUGACCCUUAGGACUACAUGAAAAACACUGUUAUUUCUUUUGGAAGGUUUUUAUUAAGAUCUGAUAAACAUUCUUUGUUACAUUCCCUGUCCUCACUGUGCAGCUCCUUCAGCGACAGGCUGCUGCACCCCCGCUGUUAAAUAGCAACCAACUGUGUGCUAUAUGUGCAAAAUAUAUAUAUGUUGUUAAUAACUGUGUAAUAUAUACCUGGCUGCUAAAUCCUCAGAACUGUUACAGGAUGUGUAUUUUCUAAAUUGUGUAACUUUUUAUUUUGUAUUAGAUCAUCAUUUUUUUUUACUUAGUACUUUUUAAUGCAUGUAACAUAAAGCAAAACAAAUAUGUGAUUCUCCAAUGUUCAAAGUGUGAAAUUAAAAAAAUAAAAUUGGCUGCAACCACUUCCAGACUUUCUUUGAACAUAAAGUGCAACAAAUAACAAAUGUGCAAACGCAGUAUCAUAUAUAUAUAUAUUUAUACUUUCCCAGAAGGACCCACCGUGACACGGGUGUCACAUGAACUUUAAAUGUUCUGGAAAGUUCCUUAUACAGCUUUAGCCUUUAUUUGAUCUCAUGAAGUCCCUCAGUGACACACUCUGAACAGUCUGGUGGGUCAUGGUCCAGGUCAUGUGACUUUGUGUUCCCAUGACAACAUGUCCAAGAUGUCCAUGCGCGAUGCUAACACGUGUGACCGAACUAGCAACAUUUCAAAAGCUUUUUUGUUUGUUGCUAAAGGUAAAAUUCAAGCCAUUUAAGAAUGUCCUUUAUUACAUUUAACCUGUUGAUAAAGUUGAUAUGGAACAAAUGAGACAAACAUCGCUGUGACACUGACCGGGACUUUAAUCCUAAACUUUCACAGUAAACCCAAAGUGGCAUAUAUGCACAAUUAUAAAUAUGACUAUGAUCUGCUCAGUUAACUUAGCUGAUUCAAUUAUAUUUAGUUAAUAUAUUCUUCAAUUCAAAGAAUGUUCAAACCAAAAAAUCAUCCUCAUUCAUGAAGUUAUAUAAAAGAGUUAUUUUACCAUUAACGCCCAAUGGGACAUAUGUGUCACUUUUCAGAUAUUUGACACUAGGGGGGGUUACUUGUCAGAAAUGUGGUCUAUUUAGUCUAAAGUCCAAUACCAUUACAUUCAACUUGCAGCAUUUUAAACAAAUGAGACCUUUCUUAAAUGUCAAUGCUGCAAAGUCACAGCUCCACUGUGUGAUUCCAUCCCACAUUGAAUACUGUUUGACAAACUGGUCGUUUGCUUGAGCCACAAACCUGAAACCCAGAGAGCAGCUGUUCAAGAGAGCUAUCCAGGUGUUUGACAGAAAGCCACAUUCACACCACCUCUGUACCAUCCUGGAGAAACACCAUUUAUUGAGUUUUGACCAUUUUAAGUCUUUUAAAAUAUGUGCUUUUUUUAUAAAUCCCUUAGGGGACUUCAUCCACAGAAAACACACUGGACGCUGCACUAGGUCAGAAACCAGUGGAGACUGUGAGGUCCAUCGCAGACGGACCUCUUUUGGACAAAAUGUCCUCUCCGUUAAAGGCAGCUCUUUGUGGAACAGCCUCCCAACUGAGACACGGGAUUGUCCCACUCUCAAUAGCUUCAAAGGUCAACUCAGAGAAUGGUUGAGAAACAAACGGACGUGUAAUCACCGCUAAAUGCACUUUAACACAGGGGUAUCUCCUCUUACACUUUAGGUAGCUCUUGUAUCUUCUCUUGCACUUUACAUGUCGUUGCUAUAUUGUAUAACCAUGUCAUAAAUACUUGUGUAUGCUGGCCCUUGCUCUUUUGCAGGUUUGUAAAAUGUAAUAUUCUUAAAUGUUUUAUGUGAGGGACUGCGGAUGGAAAUGAGCUCAAAGCUAAAUCUGGCACUGUUACGCUUGACACAUUUUAAUGUAUUAAGUGUUCAUUACCGAGCAUUGUCCCUUCCAAACAAAACAAUAUUGUGUUACAACGCAAACACCUGAAGCUCACUGCUUUAUCAGUCAACUUGGCCCGUAAGGAGGCUGUGGAUGAUCACUGUGUGUUGGGAACGAUGCAAGGUGAAAAGGACACAGUGCCAGAGAUAUCUCACUGACUGUGAUGAGGGAGAGGGAGGAGAGUGCUUGCGGAGUACUUUGACCCUUACAUGAAAGACAAGACUGUUAUUUAUUUUGCAAGGUUUUUUAUUAAGAACAUUCUGUCAGGAUUAUUAUGUCGUGUCACGUGUCUAUGUCUAGGUGUGGGUGUUUUUCCGUUCUCCUUGUCAUGUUUUCCUCCCUGUAUAUUGUCUGGUCUCUUUUCCCUGUGUUUUCAUGUCUGUCGUUAGUUUCCCUGGGGUGUCUAGUUUCCUGAUUGUUUUCACCUGUCACUCCUUGUGUGUCUCCUGUGCUCAUCAGUGU
Gymnodraco acuticeps is the source of this 5187-nucleotide messenger RNA. Its product is annotated as putative nuclease HARBI1. The transcript is spliced from 3 exons. The record is from RefSeq and is a predicted model, not a curated record. Bases 1569 to 2834 code for a protein of 421 amino acids. NCBI's taxonomy places the organism in Eukaryota, Metazoa, Chordata, Actinopteri, Perciformes, Bathydraconidae.